UCCUUAUCAAUGUUAUCUUGAGUUUCUUUGACUUUCCUCAACAUAGCUAUUUUGAAUUAUCUGUAUGAAUAGUCACAUAUUGUUAUUUCUCCAGGACUGGUCCCUGGUGCCUUAUUUAGUUUGUUUGGUGAGGUCAUGUUUUCCUAGAUGGUCUUGAUGCUUUUGGAUGUUCAUUAGUGUGUGGGCAUUGAAGAGUUAAUAUCUAUCGUAGUCUUCACAGUCUGGGCUUGUUUGUACCUAUCUUUCUUGGGAAAGCUUUCCAGGUAUUCAAAGAGACUUGAGGGUUUUCAUCUAAGAUUUUGGUCUCUGCAGCCAUAUUUACAUUAGGAAGCACCAUAAUGUUAUGGUUCUUGUAGCCUCAUAGAGGUACCACCUUAGUGGUCUUGGAUAUAAUUCUGAAGAAUUCUCUGGAUUACCAGGCAGAGACUCUUGUUCUAUUCCCUUACUUUUUCCUAAACAAAUGGAAUCUCUCUUUGUACUGAGCUGGUUGGAGCUGGUGGGGGGAGUGAUACAAGUACCCCUGUGACCACUACCAUUGAAUCUGUUGGGUCAGACCUGAAGCCAGCAUGGUACUGAGUCUUGCCCAAGGCCGACAAUAACCACUGCAUUGGUACCACUGGUGAGUCCAGAGAUGCUGUCUGGGAGCCAGGGCCUAGAGUCAGAAACUUUAGGAAUCUACCUGUUUCUCUAUUCUACUGCAGCUGAGUUGGCAUUCAAACCACAGGACAAAAUCCCUCCCACUCUUUCCUCCCCUUUCCAUAAGCAGAGAACUCUCUCCCCAUGGCCACCACCACCUCAUGCCUGUGGCGAGUAGCCCCUGGCUUCCACUUAAAUGCAUCGAAAGCCUAAGAGUUCUUCAGUCAGUUUAUGGUGAAUGCUUUCAGGCCUGGGACUCUCCCUUCUUGGCAGUGGGCUCCCCUCAGGCCCAGGGCAGGUCCAGAAAUGCCAUCCCAGAAUCACAGCCUAAAACUGGGGACCCCAAGCAGGCUCUUGGUGUGUGGCUGAGCUGGCACCUAAGCUUCAAGAGAGCUAAAGUCCCUUUUACUCUUGUUUCAUCUUUUCUCAAACAGAAGGAAUGUUUCCCUAAUAUGGUUUGUAUCUAUGCCCCCACCCAAAUUUCAUGUUGAAUUGUAAUCCCCAGUGUUGGAGGUGAGGCCUGGUGGGAGGUGAUUGGAACAUGGGAGUAGUUUUGAAUGGUUUAGCACCACCCCCCUAGGGCUGUUCUUGUGAUAGAGGUCUCGCAAGAACUGGUUAUUUAAAAUCGUGUAGCCCUCACCUUUCUCUCUCUUUCUCCUGCUCCAGCCAUGUGAGAAGUGCUGGUUCCCCCUUCACCUUCUACCAUUAUUUUAAGUUUCCUGAGGCCUCUGCAGAAGCCAAGCAGAUGACCAGUAUCAUGCUUUCUAUACAGCCUGUGGAAAUAUGAGCCAAUUAAACCUCUUUUUUUAAAUAAAUUACCCAGUAUCCAGUAUUUCUUUAUAGCAGUGUAAGAACCAACUAAUACAGAAAAUUGGUACCUAGGAGUGGGACAUUUCUAUAAAGAUUCCUGAAAAUGUGAAAGCAACUUUGGAACCACUGCUGGUAAUGGGCAGAGGUUAGAAAUGUGGAGGGCUCGGAAGACAAGGAUAAGGGAGAAUUUGGAAAUUCCUAGGGACUUGUUAAAUUGUUGUGACCAAAAUGCUGAUAAUGAUUCAGACAGUGAAGGCCAGGCUGAAGAGGACUCAGAUGGAGAUGAGGAACUUAUUGAUAAUUGGAGCAAUGGUCAAUUUUGUUAUGCUUUGCAAAGAACUUGGAGGCAUUGUGCCCCUGCUCUAGGGAUCUUUGGAACUUUGAGCUUGAGAGUGAUGAUUGUGAUGAUUUAGGGUAUCUGGCAGAAUAAAUUUCUAAGCAGCAAAGCAUUCAAGAUGUUACCUGGCUGCUUCUAACAAUCUAAGUUCACAUGUUUGAGCAAACAAAUAAUGUAAAACUGGAAUUUAUAUUUAAAAGGGAAGCAGAGCAUUAAAGUUUGGAAAAUCAGCAGCUUGGCCACAUGGUAGAAAAAGCCAUUUUCAGGGGAGGAACUCAAGCAGGCUGCAGAAAUUUGCAUAACUAAAAGAGAGGCAAAUGUUGAUAGCCAAGACAAUGGGAAUUUCAGAGUCCAAGGAAUUUCAGAGUCCUUUGUGGUGGCCCUUCUCAUCACAGGUCCAGAGACCUAGGAGGGACGAAUAGUUUCGUGGGGCAGGCAUAUGCAGCCUUGGGACACUGCUACCUCCAUCCCAGCUGCUCCAGCUCCAACCAUGGCUAAAAGCAGCCCAGAAACAGCUUGGACUGCUGCUCCAGAGGGUGCAAGCCAUAAGCCUUGGGAGCUUACACAUGGUGUUAAGCCUUCAGGUGUGCACAGUACAAGAGUUGAGGCUUGGGAGGCUCCACCUAGAUUUCAGAGGAUGUAUUGAAAAGCCUGGAUGUCCAGGCAGAAGCCUACUGCAGAGGCUGAGCCCUCAUGGAGAACCUUUGCUGGUUGGUGCAGAGGGGAAAUGUGGGGUUGGAGUCCCCACACAGAGUCCCAACUAAGGCACUGCAUAGUGGAGCUGUGAGAAGAGGGCCAUCGUCUUCUAGUCCCCAGUGCCUGGAAAAGCUACAGACUCUCAAUGCCAGCCCAUUAAAGCAGCUGUGUGGGCUAUACCCAGCAAAGCCUCAGGGGUGGAGCUGCCUAAGAUCUUGGGAGCUCAGCCCUUGCACCAGUAUGCCUUGGAUGCAAGACGUGAAAUCAAAGGAGAUUAUUUUGGAGCUUUAAGAUUUAAUGACUGCACUGCUAAGUUUUGGAUUUGCAUGGAGACUAUAGCACCCAGUUUUUGGCUGAUUUUUCCCUUUUGGAAUGGGAGUAUUUACCCAAUGGCUGUACCCCCAUUGUUUCUUGGGAGUAACUAACUUGUUUUUUAUUUUACAGGCUCAUAGGCAGAAGGAACUUGCCUUGUCUCAGGUGAGACUUUGGACCGUGGACUUUUGAGUCAAUGCUGAAAUGAGUUAAGACUUUGGGGGACUGUUGGGAAGGCAUGAUCAUAUUUUGAAAUGUGAGAAGGACAUGACAUUUUAGAGGGGCCAGGGGCAGAAUGACAUGGUUCACAUUUGUGUUCCCACCCAAAUCUCAUGUUGAAUUAUAAUCCCCAAUGUUGGAGAUGAGGCCUGGUGGGAGGUGACUGGAACAUUGGGGUGGUUUCUAGUGGUGUAGCACCAUCCCGGUAAUGCUGUUCUUGUGAUAGAGUAUUCAUGAGAUCUGGUUGUUUGAAAGUUUGUAGCACCUCCCCGCUUCCUCUCUUCCUCUUGCUCUGCCAUGUGAAAAGUACUGGCUCUCCAUUUUCCUUCUACCAUGUUUUUAAGUUUCCUGAGACCUCCCCAGAAGCUGAGCAGAUGGCCAGCUCUGCUGUAAAUGCUUCCUGUACAGCCUGCAGAACCAUGAGCCAAUUAAACCUCUCUUCUUUGGAGUUACAAAACGGCCGACCGGAGCGUGUUCUGCGGCAUUCCUCCAGCGGUCUCGGGCUGAGCUGGUGCUGUCACCUCCUUGCUGAACACAGCAUGAGGUGCCCCCCGCCCCAGGGACAUGGUGUUUGAGUCUCAGGGCUUGCGGAGCACCAAGUCCUCUGAGAGUCACAGUGCAGCACCCGAAGUGGCGGAGCACGCACAGCCCGGACACCACCAGCCACUUCAAAAUCCAGUGUCGCCGCACCUUGUGUUUCGCCGUGCUCAAGACCAGCUAGUGCUGCGGCUGCCGCCGGGCAGGUUUGGAAACAUGGCCAAAAUAAUUGCCGAGAAGGAACUGACAGAUAAGAAUUGGGAUCAAGAGGAUGAAGCUGAAGAGGUGGGAACAUUCUCACUGGCCAGUGAGGAAGUCUUGAAGAACAGAGCAAUAAAGAAACCAAAGCGCAGAAAUGUGGGGUUUGAGUCUGACAGUGGAGGAAACUUUAAAGGUUUUAAAGGUUUGGUUGUACCUUCUGGUGGAGGAUGGUUUCCUGGAUUUGGUAGCAGUGCUGGAGGGAAGCCUUUAGAAGGACUUUCAAAAGGAAACAACGUAACCAGUGCCCUUCCCUUCACCAGUGCAAGGGCAGCAGCAGAGCCCAAGGUAGCCUUUGGUUCUCUUGCUGCAAAUGGCCCUACUGCCUUGGUUGAGAAAAAAGUUUCAAAUCCCAAAACGAAUGGGGACAGUCAGCAGCCCUCCUCCUCUGGCCUUGCUUCCAGUAAAACUUGUGUCAGGAAUGCCUAUCACAAGCAGUUGGCUGCCUUGAACUGCUCCGUCCGGGAUUGGAUAGUGAAGCACAUGAAUACAAACCUACUCUGUGAUCUGACGCCUAUCUUUAAAGACUAUGAGAAAUAUCUAGCAAACAUUGAACAGCAGCACGGGGACGGUGGCAGGAAUUCUGAAAGUGAAUCUAAACGGCAUUUAUAUAAAUGGCAGUUGAAACAGUCUCUUUCCCUUUUUGGCUCAACAAAAUUACAGCAAGAGUCAACGUUUUUGUUUCAUGGCAACAAAACUGAAGAUACACCUGGAAAGAAGGUGGAGGUUGCAACUGAAAAGCAAACAGACCUAUCACUAGGAGCAACAAGUGCCUCAUUGAACUUCGGCAAGAAAGUUGAUAGCUCUGUUGUGGGCUAAUUAAGCUCUGACCCCCUGACUGGAUUUUCAUUUUCCCCUGGAAAUUCCAGUUUAUUUGGCAAAGAUAUUACCCAGAGUAAACCAGUCUCUUCACCAUUUCCUGCUAAACCAUUGGAGGGCCAAAUAGAAGGUGACAGUACUGAAUGCAAAGGUGGAGAUGACAAAGAGAGUGAUGAGCCACCCAAAGUAGUAGUUACUGAAGUAAAAGAAGACGAUGCUUUUUACUUCCAAAAGUGUAAACUAUUUUACAAGAAAGACAAUGAGUUCAAAGAGAAAGGCAUAGGUACCCUGCAUUUAAAACCUACAGUGAAUCAGAAGACACAGCUUUUGGUGCGGGCAGACACCCAUUUAGGCAACAUAUUGUUGAAUGUUCUGAUUCCGCCCAAUAUGCCAUGUACCCAAACAGGGAAAAAUAAUGUUCUUAUCAUCUGUGUUCCAAAUCCACCAACUGAUGAGAAGAAUGCCACCAUCCCAGUUAUCACGUUGAUUUGGGUAAAAACCAGCGAGGAUGCAGAUGAGUUGCACAAAAUUUUACUGGAGAAAAAGGAUGACUGAACACGUGAAGUCAGCUGUGGAAUGAUUACCAAGUUGCUGCUUCCCCCACCCCCUCUUAAACUAUCAUCUACACCAUGGACAGUGAACGCAUAUGAAAUGAAAGUGAAGUCAAAGUGAAACCAUCCUAGAAAAAGAUGAUGCUCAUAGGCAUUUGCAACGUGAUCAACCCCACACAUAUGUAAACCAUCACCAAGUGAGUGCCUGGGAGCUUUGACACAUGAGCCAUGUGAAUUCACUGGAAAACAUGGAAUAAGGUCAUAGAAGAGAAAAUCGUGUGGAAAUUUUGCCUUUAACUUUAGAUAGCAGUGUAUUAUAUGUUUGAUACCUGAAAUAUCUUUACUUUUUAAAGAAGAUUCCAUGUGUCUGGAAGGGAGCCAUGGUUAUGCACACACAUAUCCACGUCACUUCUCCUGAGCUGUCAGGUAACGUGAGCAUUCUUUGAAGACUCUGGGCACAUGAAUGAGAUUCAAAAUUUAACCUUUACAUUUCCAUUUUCAUUUCUCAUGAAUCAUUUGAGACUAGUACCAGCUGAUGUUGUGUAGAGGCUGACGGUUAAUGUCCAAGGGCUCACAUGUGUAUGUUCUGAUCUUCAGUGCAGAGUGUAUUCUUAUUUAGAAAAGAAUAGUCAAAAUAACUGUGGAUGGUACAGAUGCUUUUUUAAAACUACGAUCUUUAGGUAUAAAGUUUUUUAUUUUAUUUUAUUUUAGG
Molecule: messenger RNA, 5887 nt
Organism: Callithrix jacchus (white-tufted-ear marmoset)
Lineage: Eukaryota; Metazoa; Chordata; Mammalia; Primates; Cebidae
Source: RefSeq, a predicted model, not a curated record